Molecule: messenger RNA, 1737 nt
Organism: Phlebotomus papatasi
Lineage: Eukaryota; Metazoa; Arthropoda; Insecta; Diptera; Psychodidae
Gene: CAH2
Product: carbonic anhydrase 7
Exons: 5
Coding region: 511-1653 (380 amino acids)
Cellular component (GO): cytoplasm
Molecular function (GO): zinc ion binding; carbonate dehydratase activity
Source: RefSeq, a predicted model, not a curated record
GUGUGGGAAUGGGGACAAAUUGGUGAGUGAAAUUAAAUUUGUUGCAGUUUUUAAUUUCGCCAAGUACGAUAGCAAAUUAUCCCAAGUGGAAAAAUGAUCAAGAAUAACCAGAAAAUGACUGAAAUAUAGACUAAUAGUGCUACUUGGGGCGUCAGUUAUUGGAGACACUCACCCUAGAGAUCGAUACUAAAUGCACUGUUACAGCUGUGUUGAAUGUGGAAGUCCGUUGGAGAUCUCACAUGAGACAUCGCUGGUUUACUCUGGGGACUUCGUGAGCUGCUUUGGGUGUAUAAAAGCACUGGUCAGAUGAGUCAACUUCUCAGUUGAAGUUCUCACGGAAGCAGAUGACAUUCCCGUGCCGGUGCUAUUUCCCUCCAAAAGUUUCUGUACUGUGGACGAAGAACACCUUUUGGCAAAUUUUUUUUUGAGAGAUCUUAGUGCCUUAAAUCCAUGCUUAUAAAUUUACUUUAAUUUCUUUGAAUGGUCUUUUUUGUGGUUUUACAGUGAAAAAUGAAAAAUUUCUGUGCAAAUUGCUGGACCAAUAGUGCUUCAAUAAAAAUUUUUGCAAUACUUCUGGUUGCUGGAAAAAUUCAGUGUCAAGACUUCGGAUAUGAUGGUGAUAAAGGACCUACCCAUUGGGGUGAACAGUACAACACUUGCUACGGGAAGCAUCAGAGUCCAAUUAACAUUGAUUCCUUGGACGUUGUGCCGGUCAAUUUGCCACCACUCGAGUUUAUUGGCUUUGACGAGAAACCAGCUAAAUCCGAAAUCACCAACAAUGGACACACAGUGAUGCUGGAGGUCGAUUGUGAUCCUCAGCCAGCGAUAACUGGUGGCCCCCUGAAUGGUUUGUAUGAAUUCAUGCAGCUCCAUUUUCACUGGGGAGAAAACGAUACAAUUGGCAGUGAGGAUCUCCUCGAUAAUCACAGCUUUGCAAUGGAACUCCAUGUUGUCAUGUACAAAAGCUUCUAUCGCAGCUCCCGAGAAGCUCUUGAUCAUUCAGAUGGACUCGCGGUGCUUGCAUUCUUCAUCGAAGUCUCCCCAACGGAUAAUCCCGCUUUUGAUGAUUUUACAAGGUCCCUUGAAAAAGUGACAUCUCCACAUACAACUACCUCUUUUGAUAAGCUCCAGAGCCUCAGGCAGCUCAUCGGCGAGGAUCUAACGCAAUAUUACACCUACAAUGGAUCACUCACAACGCCUCCGUGCAGUGAGGUUGUUGUGUGGAUCGAUUUCAAGGAACCCAUUACCCUUUCUCAUAAUCAGAUAGAGAAAUUUCGCGCUCUUGAGGACACUGAAGGCGCUAAAAUGACUCACAAUUUCCGUCCAAUCCAACCACUCGGCGAUCGUGUUGUACUCUUCAAUACUGGCGAAAUUGAAGGAAAUGACCUCAACAGAAAAAAGUGGGCACCUUACGACGUGGUACAGGCUCAUGAGGACCGGACAACGGUCAAAGUGGACCAAGAUGACUUGGAGGCAAAUAUUCCUGAUAGAGAAUACCCUGAGCCUAACAAUGAUCUUGCCGGAGUUACGGAAAGUCCCAAGAGGGGCUUCAAACGGUUAUUCCGAAAGAAUUCUGCAUGGAAACAUCACGCCAAUUCGUGCCUUAUUGUUGCCAUUUACCUUCUAGUGCUCUGCAACUCAACGCGCGUGUAAAAUUUUAAUGUGUGAAUUGUGUCGUAAAAUCGUAAGAUUUUUUUUUACUCAGAUACUAUUUAAAAUAAAUUUAAGGAGGAAAAA